This is a messenger RNA of Oppiella nova, 2514 nucleotides long. The record is from the annotation of a GenBank genome assembly. Lineage: Eukaryota; Metazoa; Arthropoda; Arachnida; Sarcoptiformes; Oppiidae.
AUGAAGACCGAGAAGAAGGAGAAGCCAGUGGAAGACAAACCCAAACGCGUGAAGAAGAAGGACAUCGAAGACACAAAAAUCCAAGAGUUGUUGUCUUCGUACUCGUCGUACGAUUGGACACAAUUCGAGUCGUUCUCAUCGAUCCCUCUGUCGUCGCGAACCCUCGACGGACUCCUUCAGAACGGAUUCACUGCCCCGACAGACAUCCAGAGGAAGGCCAUCGGGAGUGCCCUAAGAGGGCGUGACGUGUUGGGUGCGGCCAAGACUGGAUCCGGCAAAACGCUGGCCUUUCUGGUGCCCAUCCUUGAGGUGCUCUACACUAACAAAUGGACACAAAUCGAUGGCAUCGGAGCGCUCGUCAUAACACCCACUCGUGAGCUCUCGUAUCAGAUCUUCGAAGUGUUACGCAAAGUGGGAAUCAAUCACGACUUCAGCGCCGGUCUUAUAAUCGGCGGUAAAGAUCUGAAGUUCGAGAGGAAGCGCUUAGACAAGUGUAAUGUGAUUGUCUGCACUCCGGGGCGACUGCUUCAGCACAUGGAUGAGAACCCGCUGUUCGCGUGCGAUAACCUCAAGGUGCUGGUGCUGGACGAGGCGGACAGGUGUCUGGACAUGGGCUUCGCGGCCACAAUGAACGCCAUUAUCGAGAAUCUGCCGCAAAGACGCCAAACGCUGCUCUUUUCGGCGACGCAAACCAAGUCCGUGAAAGACUUGGCGCGACUCAGCCUCAAAGACCCGGAGUAUGUGUGGGUCCACGAGAACGACAAGCACUCGACGCCCGAAGCGCUCACUCAGAGCUAUAUUGUGUGCGAUUUGGAGGAUAAGCUGAAUAUGUUGUGGUCUUUCAUCCGCAGCCAUAAGAAGCACAAGAUAUUGGUGUUUAUGUCGAGCUGUAAACAAGUGAAGUACUGCUACGACCUGUUCUGUCGGAUGAGACCCGGGGUCAGUCUUCUGGCACUUUAUGGUACUCUCCAUCAGUUGCGACGAAUGGCUAUUUAUGACGAGUUUUGUCGCAAACAAAGCGCUGUCCUCUUCGCCACUGAUAUCGCCUCCAGAGGUCUCGACUUUCCGUCAGUCAAUUGGGUCUUACAGUUGGACUCUCCCGAAGACGUCAACACUUAUAUACAUCGCGUCGGGAGGACUGCUCGCUUUGAAAAGGACGGCGAAUCGCUUCUAGUCGUACUGCCAUCCGAAGAGCAAUCAAUGGUGGAUCAGUUGACACAGAAGAAGAUUCCGAUCAACAAAAUAGAAGUGAAUCCAAAGAAAAUGUAUUCAAUUCAACGAAAGGCUGAGGCGUUGUGUGCGAGAGAUCCCAGUCUUAAAGAGUCGGCUCAGAGAGCCUUCAAAUCGUAUAUAAAAAAUGUGUUUCUAAUGAAAGACAAGACUGUGUUUGACAUUAAAAAUCUAAAUUCAGAUCUCUUCGCAAAUUCUCUCGGAUUAGCCAUAACUCCGAGGAUUAGAUUCAUAGAGAAGUCUUUGCAACAGAAGAAGAAUUCCGAAGAAUAUAAAACGAAAGCAAACACUGAAAGCGAUAAUAAAAUUAAUUUUAAUGACUUAAACGAUGGCAACCAAAGUGAUGACGACUUGUUCUCCGUUAAGAAAGUCUGGAGAUUUGAUUUGAAUGAAGAACUCGAUGGCAGUAGACCUGAACCCAAGGAGAAGGAGAAGAAAGCGGUGACAAAGGCAGCGAUGGCUAAGAAGUUACUGAAGAAGAAGUUUAAGCCAAACAGUAGAGUCGUGUUCAAUGAGGACGGAACUGUUGCCGAAGACUUCCCCACUCGACAAGUGUCUGAGAAAGUGAAGGAAUUGGAUGAGAAGGGCAUCAGUGGUAUAGACAUCGAGAUCGCCAAACAGAUUAUGAAAGACGAGGACGUGAUCGACAAAAAACUUUAUAAGGAUUUAGUGAAAGCCAAACAUAAGGAGAAGAGACUUAAACUCAAAGAACAGAAGAGGAGAGAAAAGGAGAGCAGAAGUGGUUCGGCUGUAUUGGGCGGUCGUUCCGGUGGUGGAGUCGACGACAGCUCUUAUAAUCAAUUGAAUUCUCUGAUCGACGCACUGCCCGACCCGGACGUCGUGUACGGCCAACAGUCGGACCAGUCGAGUGGUAAUGAAUCCGACGAUUCCGGUGAAUACGAUGAAGAGAAUGAGGGUAUGUCUGGAAGUGAGGACCAAAUGAGUGACAGACCCGAAGAGAGUGACGAACACUCGGAUCGAAGUGAAGAUGAAUCCAAUGAAUCAGAUAAUAGACACACAUUUAAGCGGAAACCAAAACAAGAGAUAAUGAUGAAUAAGAAACAAAAAUUGGGAAAUGGAUUAGAUUUGACUGAUUGGUCUGUCUUGGCGUCGGCCCAAUCCGUAUCCCAAUCCGUCGCCUCUUCUCGGGUCGAACCCAUCGUUUCGUCGAUCGCCGAACCCGUCAUCACGUCUGCCGCCGAAGCCUUCAUUUCUGGGGCCAAAGCCGUCAUCCCUUCUGCCGGCGAACGUAAGGACGCCAAGACGCCGGCGGCCAGUCCGUAA